CCCGCCCCUUCGGCGCCACCACGUGUGUCCUAGCGCUCGGCGGCCACCCGACUCAGUCCCUCGCCGGCCGGUCGGGGCAGCGGAGGAGGUGGCUGGCAGUGGCUGGAGGCUUCGCUAUGGGAAGUGGUUCCUUUGCCCUCUCGCGCCCAGCCCUCCUCCCUGGUUCUCCGCAGCCGCUGUUGGAGGAGAGCACCGGGAGGCGUGGGGUGCAGCCGCGGCUGCCUCUCCCGGCCCGGGCGGCCGCGCCGUUGGGCAGGUGCUGAGCGCCCCUCGGAGCCUCCCUGACCGCCUCCCUCCUCUGCCCGGCUGCCCGGCUGCCGCAGUGCACAUGGGGUCUUGGAGGUAGAUGGGCUCCCGGCCCGGGAGGCGGCGGUGGAUGCGGCGCUGGGCAGAAGCAGCCGCCGACUCCAGCAGCCCGGGGGCCGCGUGCCCUGGGCACCCGUGCGAGCCCCGGGCUCAGCCAUGGGGACCCCUGCGAGCAGCAGCACCGCCCUCGCCUCCUGCAGCCGUGUCGCCGGAACCACGAUGAUCGCAGGCUCCCUUCUCCUGCUUGGAUUCCUUAGCACCACUACGGCUCAGCCAGAGCAGAGGACCCCGAGUCUCACUGGCAAAUACCACCAUGUUGACCGUGCCACCGGCCAGGUGCUGACUUGUGACAAGUGUCCAGCAGGAACCUAUGUGUCUGAGCACUGUACCAACACAAGCCUGCGUGUCUGCAGCAGUUGCCCUGUGGGGACCUUCACCAGGCAUGAGAAUGGCAUAGAGAAAUGCCAUGACUGCAGUCAGCCAUGCCCAUGGCCCAUGAUCGAGAGAUUACCUUGUGCUGCCUUGACUGACCGAGAAUGCACUUGCCCACCUGGCAUGUUCCAGUUUAAUGCUACCUGCGCCCCCCAUACAGUGUGUCCUGUGGGAUGGGGUGUGCGGAAGAAAGGGACAGAACUCGAGGACGUGCGGUGUAAGCAGUGUGCUCGGGGUACCUUCUCUGAUGUGCCUUCCAGUGUGAUGAAAUGCAAAGCAUACACAGACUGUCUGAGCCGGAGCCUGGUGGUGGUCACGCCGGGGACCAAGGAGGCCGACAACGUCUGUGGCACACUCCCUUCCUCCUCCAGCACGGCCCCGCCUGCCCCCGACACAGCCAUCUUUUCACAUCCUGAGCACAUGGAAUCCCCUGAAGUCCCUUCCUCCACUUACGCUUCCAAAGGCAUGAACUCAACAGAAUCCAACUCUUCUGCCUCUGUUAGACCAAAGGUACCGAGUGGCAUCCAGGAAGGGACAGUCCCUGCCAAUGCGAGCUCAGUGAGCAGGGGGGAAGGCGUGAACAGGACCCUCCCAGACCUGCAGGUAGCCCACCAGCAAGGCCCCCACCACAGACACAUCCUGAAGCUGCUGCCAUCCAUGGAGGCCACCGGGGGCGAGAAGUCCAGCACGCCCCUCAGAGGCAUCAAGCGGGGCCACCCCAGGCAGAACUUACACAAGCAUUUUGACAUCAACGAGCAUUUGCCCUGGAUGAUUGUCCUUUUCCUGCUGCUGGUGCUGGUGGUGAUCGUGGUCUGCAGUGUCCGGAAAAGCUCAAGGACUCUGAAGAAGGGGCCGCGGCAGGAUCCCAGUGCCAUUGUGGAAAAGGCAGGGCUGAAAAAAUCUGUGACCCCAAUCCAGAACCGGGAGAAGUGGAUCUACUACUGCAAUGGCCAUGUAAAAAGAAUGGAAGUGCCAAAUGAAACAGAGCCCAGCCUUACCUUCUGUGAAAGCAGUGUUCCAGCAUUCUGUUUCCCAAGCAUUGAUAUCCUGAAGCUCGUAGCAGCCCAAGUGGGAAGCCAGUGGCAGGACAUCUAUCAGUUCCUGUGCAAUGCGAGUGAGCGGGAAGUGGCUGCUUUCUCCAACGGGUACACGGCGGACCACGAGCGGGCCUACGCGGCGCUGCAGCACUGGACCAUCCGGGGGCCUGAGGCCAGCCUCGCCCAGUUAAUUAGCGCCCUGCGUCAGCACCGGCGCAAUGAUGUGGUGGAGAAGAUUCGAGGGCUAAUGGAAGAUACAACCCAGCUGGAAUCUGACAAACUGGCUCUCCCCAUGAGCCCCAGCCCCCUGAGCCCCAGCCCGGUCCCCAGCCCCAACACCAAACUUGAGAAUGCCACUCUCCUGACGGUGGAGCCCUCCCCGCUGGAUAAGAACAAGGGCUUCUUCGUGGACGAGUCUGAGCCCCUUCUUCGCUGUGACUCCACAUCCAGUGGCUCCUCGGCGCUGAGCAGGACCGGCUCCUUUAUUACCAAAGAAAAGAAGGACACAGUGUUGCGGCAGGUACGCCUGGACCCCUGCGACUUGCAGCCUAUUUUUGAUGAUAUGCUCCAUAUUCUGAACCCUGAGGAGCUGCGGGUGAUUGAAGAGAUUCCUCAGGCUGAGGACAAGCUGGACCGCCUGUUUGAGAUUAUUGGCGUCAAGAGCCAGGAAGCCAGCCAGACCCUCUUGGACUCUGUUUAUAGCCAUCUUCCCGACCUAUUGUAAAACGCGAGGGAUACUGCACUCUGGAAGUUACUCAAUUUAGUGGCUGAGUGGUUGGUUUUGUUCUGUUGUGUGUGUAUGUGUGUGUGUGUGUGUGUGUGUGUGUAUGUGUAUGUAACAGAGUAUAUGGCCAGUGUUUUGAGUUUUCUUUUUUUUUUAACCCUCUCGGGAAGUUCGUUUAUAAGCCUUUUCAAGGUGUAACUUGCAGAAUACCCACCACUAAAGUUUUUUAGGUUCCAUAGUUUCUCUGUUUGAUCUGCCUUCUUCUGCAUUUUCAAAAUUGUUCUGUGCACUUUAAAUUCACUAAAUGUACCACAAAUGCCGUGUGGCUUUUCCUGCACACCGAGUUGCGAGGCUCUUAACUUCUUACAAGCAUAAUGGCAUCUUGUGACUACUGUUAGCAGCCUCCAUGUCUCGUCCACAACCGCUUGUUUAUUACUGUUUUGAUUACUAUUUGUCAUUUAUGAAUUUUUCUCAAGGGUUAAAGAAAUGGAAGACCCUGUUGCGUUACUGUAAUGCAAUUAGAUUUUUAGUCCUCUUUUUAAUAAGCCUUGUCGUCUGGUUCAUAUUCACGGCUUGAAGUGUGACCACACUGGGCUGAUGGCACAUUUUUUCCCCCAAACAGCACAUCAAGUGCUUAUCACUCAUUCUCCUCUUAACGCUACUAUGCUCUAGGCUGGAGACCUGAAAUCCUCAAGCCAUCAGGACUUGCUAUUUAAGUGGCUUGACAGCUGGGCCACCAAAGAACUCCAUCUUUUAGGGAUUGAGCUGUACUGGAACAUAUUACUACACUUUGGAAUGUCACAACUGAGUGCCAGUGGCACCUUUUCCAUAGGGGAUUUGCCCUGCUUUGCUUUAAAAGAUGUGUCUUUUUUUAUACACACAUAGUCGUCAGGUCUUUUGCCCUCAAGGUCUUGAUCUUGGUGGGUUUCCUUCAUUGUUCAGUCAGUUGCAUUAAAAAUGGCUGCAGCUGUAAGAACUCUUGUCUGAUAUAUUUGCAACUCUGCUCCCAUUUAUAAACGUGCUCUCUAAUGCUCAGUUGCCAGAUUCUAAUACAAAGGUGGUGUGGACUCCCUCUAUGUGGGCAGGAUUUGUGGGUUGUGGUGAGGAAAUGAUAUCAGAAAAAUGCCUUCAAGUGUACUAAUUUAUUAAUAAAUAUAAGGUGUUUGUUACUUGA
Manis javanica (Malayan pangolin) is the source of this 3673-nucleotide messenger RNA. It is a transcript of the gene TNFRSF21, whose product is annotated as TNF receptor superfamily member 21. Lineage: Eukaryota; Metazoa; Chordata; Mammalia; Pholidota; Manidae. The record is from RefSeq and is a predicted model, not a curated record. Gene Ontology annotation, cellular component: plasma membrane. Gene Ontology annotation, molecular function: protein binding. Gene Ontology annotation, biological process: negative regulation of myelination; humoral immune response; negative regulation of B cell proliferation.